Carassius carassius (crucian carp) is the source of this 1410-nucleotide messenger RNA. It is a transcript of the gene kmt5ab, whose product is annotated as lysine methyltransferase 5Ab. The transcript has 8 exons. Gene Ontology annotation, molecular function: protein binding; histone H4K20 methyltransferase activity. Lineage: Eukaryota; Metazoa; Chordata; Actinopteri; Cypriniformes; Cyprinidae. The coding region runs from base 134 to 1087 and encodes 317 amino acids. The record is from RefSeq and is a predicted model, not a curated record.
CCUACUCUUCAAGGGAUUGACCAAUGAACGCUGCGAAUGAUAUUUAAAACCCAGGCAGCCUGACGUCGAGUUAUUUGUCUCAUGCUGUAGUGUUUAUAAUCCAUUUCGUUUGUUGUGAGAAAUCCAAUACAAAAUGGGAAAGGGCAAAAAGUCAUCUUCUGCCAAACGAAGACCUGUGGACGGCAGUAUCAACGAGAAAGUAGAAGAGGCUAAAGAGAACAAGGACGGAAAACCCACGUCAUGCAAAGGGCAGCCAACAAUACAUAGUUGUCUGAAUCUGAACAAGCCGCUCAGGAAUAACCCACUUAACCUUAUUUUAGAUGACAAUACAGCAACGGACCGUUUACCUAAAACCAGCGAACGGAGUGAAGUCAAAGACGCAGAGCCGAAUGCACCUAAAAAAGGGGACAGUGGCAAACAGAGCCUUAUUUGUGGACCUAAUGAGCAGACUGAUGCGCCUCAUAAAGGGUCUGGGACAAGAAAGCAAACAAAAUCCGGGCAAAGGAUAAAUGGUGAAAAGACAAAAGACAGAAAGUUGAAAAACAAAAAGUCUAAACCCAAUCGAAAGGUCACCGAUUAUUUUCCUGUUCGGCGAAGUUGCAGGAAAGGCACAGCUGAGUUGAAGUGUGAAAAGCUGCAGCACCUUGAUGAUCUCAUCAAAAACAAUGUUGAAGAGGGCCUCAAGGUGAAAAGUAUUGAUGGAAAAGGAAGAGGUGUUUUUGCAGACCGAGCAUUUCAGAAAGACCAGUUUGUAGUAGAGUACCAUGGGGAAUUGUUAGAGAUUGCUGAUGCUAAAGCAAGAGAGUCUCAAUAUGCUCAAGACCCAACCACUGGCUGCUACAUGUACUAUUUCCGCUACCAUGACAAAACCUACUGUGUGGAUGGUACCAAAGAAACUGACCGUCUGGGCCGACUGAUCAACCACAGUAAGAAUGGCAACCUUCGGACCAAACUGCAUGAGAUAAAUGGAACACCUCACCUUAUCUUCCUGGCUUCCAGAGACAUCAAAGUAGAUGAGGAGCUGCUUUAUGAUUACGGUGACCGAAGUAAAGAAGCCAUUGCUGCUCAUCCUUGGCUUAAGCAUUAAUUCACUCUCAGUUUAGUUGUCUUAUUGUGAUCGCAUUUUAAAUUGUUGGAAUAACAUGGACAUACACUGAUGUUUGGAGUUGCCAAACCUUUCACUUUAACAAAUGGUAUCAUAAAAUUAUUUGUGUGGGGUUUUGAACGACCCACAGCAACUAUAAAUUAGGUUUUUAAAUAUCUACAUCCUCGUAGUGUGGACUUGUAUAAGAAUUUAAAGCCUCUGAUUUUAAAGAUGACAAUAUUCAAAUGGGUGCAGUUACUGUACAUUUGUAUAUGCAAAAUUAAGAGUUUAAUGGCAAAGUAAUUAUACUACAUUAAGAAAUUGAU